This is a messenger RNA of Camellia sinensis, 833 nucleotides long. RefSeq lists its product as uncharacterized. Gene Ontology annotation, biological process: protein ubiquitination. Gene Ontology annotation, cellular component: cytoplasm. Gene Ontology annotation, molecular function: ubiquitin protein ligase activity. Lineage: Eukaryota; Viridiplantae; Streptophyta; Magnoliopsida; Ericales; Theaceae. The record is from RefSeq and is a predicted model, not a curated record.
AUGCCUUGGAAAUGUUUCACUCCAUUCAACCAUUCUUGUAAUGCGCAUGCUGAUAAUUCUAUCAUACCCAACAACCUAGUAGUACCUUCGGAUGAUCGAUCCUACUUCUACAUCAAGAUUGUUGCAGAGUUUUCAACACCAUCAGUGGAAGAUGAAGACGGUCUUCCGACAAAUAACCCAGAAAGGAUCGAGCAUGUCCGGCCAUUUUUCGUGCCAUAUGACCAACUGAUACAAAACGAAGCGUCUUGGUAUACCAUAUCAAACAUGCUCUCUUCGGUGCAUAUCCCAUUAGAUACUCAACCAAACAUGUUGCAUCGUAUCAGCCGGUGUGCUCAUGUUAUGGCUCGCACAGCUGACAGCAUGGGACGCAAGGUACUACCUAUGAUAGUCAAAAUCUACCUUGAGAAUUGUGUGUAUUACAAUGAGGAAGAUGAAGUCGAUGUUUUUUCGCAAGAUUCUAUGGAAGAAAUGUUGUCGAGGCAAGUGCCUGCUAGUAAAGCUUCAAUGGAGGACUUGGAGCCAGUGAGAGCUGAAGGCUCGGGUUCCACAAAGCAAUGUGUGAUAUGUCAGGAAGAGCUCCCGAUCGGUUGUGACGCUAAGCAAAUGCCUUGCGCCCAUGUUUUUCAUGGAAAAUGCAUUGUCAGAUGGCUCGAAGUGAGUAACUUGUGUCCACUAUGUCGCUUCCAAUUGCCUAAUUGAGGUGGUCUUUUUUUAUUAUUAUUUUAUUAUCAGCAAAAGAUAAAUUUAUUGAUGAAACUCAGAAGGUCGUACAAACAAAAUACAUCAAUAAAAAGAAAAUUCAGAGAGUUGACAUUGUAUUUGGAUUAUAUAUA